CUAUUAUCGUAUCUGUAAAGGCGGGACUUCUAAGCGUGCAGGUUUAGAGAGAGAGAACUGGGCUACAGAGAGCGAGAGGAGAGAUAAAGAGAGAGAUUGGUAUAACCGCAAAUCGUGUAAGGGCAAAUCGUGUACGGUUAAAGGGCAAAACGGGUUGAGGUUUUUCGAAGGCACUUGCUCCUCUCGUUUAUUCUCUCUCAACAAAGCUGCUUUCAACUGGUUCGAUUUGUUUGAGAAACCCUAACGGAUGGCAUUUUUCAUAAGCAUAAUGGUCAACGUGGAGAUGAGGUGACGCUAAACUGCAAUUUACGAUUUUUGAGAUUUGGAAUACCAAGAAGGUGCAAGGGAGAGACCGGAGGCACUAGUCCAUCAGGGAGAGAGAGAUACUGUCACAGGAGGAAGAGACCGAAAGAGGGGUGACUUAUUUUUCUCUUUGCUUUAGAGAGAGAAAGUAGAGAGUAUCAUUAUCAUCAGCCAUAUUGGUGGUUUAUCUGUGUUUCUGUUGAAAAUUUGAUCAUGGCUAAUCUACCUCAACCGCUUUCCCUCAACCCCCCUUUCCCUUCUGGCCCUGCUGCCACCAAAGAUAGGAAGCUGUCCAUUCCAGAGCAGCUUGUACUCGAGCUUAUUAUUCCCGAACAGAGGGAGAAUGCACUUUUGGAACUUUCCAAGAAACGAGAAUUAUUUCAAGAUUUGGCCCCUAUGCUAUGGCAUUCAUUUGGUACUAUUGCAGCUCUCUUACAGGAGAUCGUUUCGAUCUAUCCAGUACUUUCUCCGCCUACUCUCACUCCAGCUGCAUCUAAUCGUGUCUGCAAUGCCCUUGCUCUUCUUCAGUGUGUUGCUUCACAUCCAGAAACAAGAACUCUUUUCCUCAGUGCACACAUUCCGUUAUAUCUCUACCCCUUCCUGAAUACCACGAGCAAGACAAGGCCAUUUGAAUAUUUGAGACUUACCAGCCUUGGAGUUAUUGGUGCACUCGUGAAGGUGGAUGAUACCGAUGUUAUUAAUUUUCUUCUUUCAACAGAAAUAAUUCCUCUUUGUCUCCGCACCAUGGAGAUGGGUAGCGAACUCUCAAAAACCGUUGCUACUUUCAUUGUUCAAAAAAUUCUCUUGGAUGAUGUUGGGCUGGCAUAUAUUUGUGCUACUGCUGAGCGUUUCUACGCCGUGGGUCGUGUUCUGGGGACAAUGGUUGCUUCACUUGCAGAACAGCCCUCUGUACGAUUGCUAAAACAUAUAAUUCGUUGUUACCUUAGGCUUUCAGACAAUCAAAGGGCUUGUGAAGCUUUAAAAAAUUGCCUUCCUACCAUGUUGAGGGAUACAACCUUUCAUGCCGUUUUGAGGGAUGACCAGACGACAAAAAGAUGGCUUGUACAACUCAUACAUAAUGUGAGCAAUGCAGGAAACCGUUUGCAGACACUUCAGCCUGGGCAUCUUGAUCCUCUCUUGACUGGCUGAGACUUGGCUCUCAAUAAGUAUCUACUGUGAUCUGUAAUUAUCUGCAUCAUUUAUAAUUAUCACAGCCAUAUUACUUUUGUUUAUAAAUUUUGCAAUCCUUGAGAUGGUUCAAGCUGUUUAUGCCAUUGUAAAGUUUAGUGUUGUUGUUAUCAGUCUUGUGGUCUGUAGUCAUAAUUGGUGAAGGAAAAUUUCAUUAACUUUUUUUCGCAUAAACUUAUGCUGAAUCACCCUGGGCUUGGCCGAAAUGCCUACCAUUGUCCCAUCACGAAUGGUGUUGGUUAACGCAACAUUGAUGAGCCUAGUACAAAUUCUGUUUUGAGUU
Molecule: messenger RNA, 1774 nt
Organism: Amborella trichopoda
Lineage: Eukaryota; Viridiplantae; Streptophyta; Magnoliopsida; Amborellales; Amborellaceae
Product: Cell differentiation, Rcd1-like protein
Biological process (GO): mRNA catabolic process
Cellular component (GO): CCR4-NOT complex
Source: RefSeq, a predicted model, not a curated record